CUUGAUACAACUUGUAUCAAUCUCAUCAAGAAAUCCUCUAGGAUAUGAUAGAGUGGAAUUUUGUUACCUCAGAAUUGAGAGUUUUGGUAAAAUAUCAGGUUGUUGGGCGGACUGGGCGGAGAUCCGGGGUGGCAUGGUAACGGGUGGCGUACGUGGAUGAUGUAUGACGGACAGCAGGCGGGUUGGGGAAGCAGCCUGCGGAGCUCACACACACUAAGACUGGAGAUCAGAUAUCGCUAGUGACGGUGGCGUCUUUCCACGAUAUUCACGUCGAUGUGAUUCCUUUACCGCUACGUGACAGACAGUAAACACGAGCAGACAUGCCACCGGAUCGCAAGCCAGAAGGCUCCAUCAUCCGGCGGGCGCUGGAAGGCAGCGGACUGAGUCAGAGCUGUCCGAGCACGACCCUGGCCCAGGCGCUACAGAACCCCGACCUGGACUUGAACAUGAGCUGCUUUCCCGCGAUCUCUUUGGAGAAAGGUGCAAUCGACGACGACGAACUGACAAACUUGAACUGGCUGCACAGCAGCGACGUGCUGAAGUCGGUAAAUGUGGAAACGGGAGGCAGCCUGUGUGGCACGCCCACCAGAGAGCUGGGGGGGACCAUGAGCCCCCUCAAACCCAGCAACCACACCACGGCAUCCCUGCCCACCCCGGCAGAUAUACCCUACGAUGCACACCAACACAGAAAUAGCAAACCUCCCUACUCCUUCAGUUGUUUAAUAUUCAUGGCGAUCGAGGACUCGCCCAGUAAGAGACUGCCAGUCAAGGAAAUCUACAACUGGAUUCUGGAGCACUUUCCAUACUUUGUGAAUGCACCGACGGGGUGGAAAAAUUCUGUUAGGCACAACUUGUCGUUGAACAAGUGCUUCAAGAAAGUGGAAAAGGAAAAGGGGCAGAGUAUCGGGAAGGGUUCGUUAUGGAUGAUAGAUCCAGCCUACAGACCCAACCUGCUGCAGGCACUGAAGAAAACUCCCAUCCACCCCUACCACCACAUCUUCACCACUCCGCCCCCCUCCCCACAACAGCUGCCACACUCUGGGACGGGGCCAUACCCAACAGGGCUGUACAUCAGCAACAAUGGAGCUGCAGGGUAUCAUCCCCAAGCCUACCCAUUCCAGAGGCUGUCUACACCAGAGAACAUUGACCCAGAUUCAGAAGUGGACGCAGCUCAAGCCAUGAUGACCCUGAAGUCGGGAGGUGCUAGUAGCCAUGCAGAAGCUGUAAGAAUCAAAGGAGAGCGUCACUGGACCCCCGCUAGCUUGCCAAAUGUGCCAGGUUUCCGUACCUGGACCCCACACUUGUACAGGCCGGGCAAUGGUGCAAUCAACAUUGGUGGGGAGCACUCGUAUGGCCAUACAGAGGGGAAAGUCAGACACAGGCACCGGCACAGGAGGAGGAGAAGCCCCCUGGGGGACCCCAUCGUCAGUAAAAGCCCCAGCGAGGACCACAACUACAGUUGCAACUCUUCACGCGGCUCCAACUCCUGUUCCCGCUCAGGCAGCACCUCACCUACCUCCUCCAUCGACGGGCCGUACGAGUACGGGAACGCCAGCGAUAGCGAUAGUUACCAUAGCGACGAGAGUAGCGACUACGACGACGACGAGAUGGAGCACGAUGGGAGGGUUCUGCGGAAGAGCCUGGGCGACAGCGGCUUCCUCGGGGACGAGUACGGCAAGAAGGAGCCGGGCGGCGACCUCCUGCCCAAGAAGCGCCCCCACGAGCUGAACUUGGAGGAUGAGGAUGACCUGAAACUGGUGCAGGGGGCAGACGCUCUGCUGAACCUGGCCGGCAUCAAGACGGCCUCCAUCAUCCCCCUACGAACAAUCAGCCCCAUGGGCAGUGAGAACAGCAUGUCUCCCAAGCCUGCAGAGGAGCCCAAUCAGCAAUCCUCCGAUGCUCCCGCUCAAGCAAAGAUCAGCUGAAGAUGACGACAGUCCUGGUGCAUCCGAGCUGUAGCUGGCACUUGUACAGAAGACAGUUUAGAAAAGACAUUUUAAGAAAUUGUGUGCAAGAUCGUGCCGGCCUAAUGGCCGGCGUUUAAAGAUGAAAUUGGUUUUACUGCCAUGACAGAAGUUUGGGAGGUUCAACAACAGCAAGAUUGGCUGAAGGCCAAAGAGGUGUUCUGUUGAGUGUCAUGAGCACUUCUGCAUUACAGCUGAGUGCAAUGCAGUAUCUUAUAUGUUAUAACUAUGAGCCAUAUAAACCAGGGUUGUGGUUGCACUUUGCUCUUCAAUGGUGGCAAGUGCUGAACCGAGGGGCCAAAAGAAUCAACCUCUAGCAGCCAUAAGACGGGCAGGAUUGGGGACUAGUUCGGCAUCGCUUGGGUCUUUAUUACUGGCACGGCAAAACCAACAGAGCUUCCACUUGUUGCCCAAAAAGUCUUGUUUUGGACACAGGAGUCAACCAGUAAGGAGAAAGUGUCAAACUUUUAAGGUUGGGUCUUUCAGAUUGUUAUGUUCAGGGACAGAGAACUAUGUCAUACGUACUAGGGGGAAAAAAUAAGCAUCUAUUCUUGAAUAUAGACAUGGCAGAUUAUUUUUCUUGUUCUUAAUGUAACAUACCUCCCAUCAAAGCAUGGGAGACGAAUCUCUUUUAAGUUAUAUGAGAUUAGUCAAGAACACAUGGUAACAGUAGAAGAAGUAGGGAAUAUGUUCAAGUUAUUUUAUAUCUUGGUUCGGAGGUUAUGAUAAAUAGGCUACCAUAAUGUAGAUGACUCUAAUUUUGUACAUUCAGCUGGGUAUAAGGGUCACGUCUUGUACCUCAUACUGUAAUGAUGCAUUAUGGCAAUAUUAUUUUCAUAAAAAGACUGUAUGAUACCAGUGCUAUCAUAAACGAUCAACAAAGGCAAGAUGUAGAGAUUGAAGCAAAAAAACGCAAAACCUUGAAUGAGAUUAGAAUCCAGGCUGUCCUAAAAGGCAGGACCUGUGGAGGAUCAUUCAACGAUGAUCCAGCAAAAUAAUUUAUUUUAGCUGUUAGGCAAACCAAGUCACAUGACUUGGGCUCAUCAUGUUCUUUCUGGAUCACGUGACUAACAAAGCAAGGGACUUGCAGGGGAGGUGACAUUGUGUGUGUCACAAGAAAAAAAAGUUGAUCUGAUGUAAGAGUUGUAUUUCAAGUUGUUAUGGAAAAGUACACCUAGACCUUACAGGCUAGGAAUGUUGCAUGCACCUCCUUGAGGGCACUGAUAUUCUAAAAGGUUUGUUAGUGAGAUGAUCCCCAAGUGAUCUGCCGUGCGGAAAUGAAGGCAAAAAAAGCAGCAUUUGGGAAUCCUGAGGUUACUUGGUUGCGUUGAAACCCACAGACUCUGCUGCCCCCUGGUUGGUCCCUUGGCUUGGGUUGCAGGGCAGUAGAACUUCGGCACAGUGCGGUGGGAGCAUGAGCAGUUGUGUUGCAAUUGGCACAAAUGUAUCUAUAUAUGCAACUGAUCAAACCAACAAAUGUCAAUCAAAUUAUGUCAAACAAGUUGGAGGCAUAUGUCGAUCUUAUAAAUAUUGUAAAACCAUGUUGUUUGUGCAACUCGUUGACAAAAAUCUAGAGCCUAAAUGAAUUUUUUCAUAGCCACAGGGUAACUAUUCAAGAAAUCUGUACUGUUUGAGAUUUGAAUGAAACCUAUUUCAGAUGAAUUUUGACCUGAUUGAUCUCUGGUCUCAGGACUGUUGGAUGAUGACAUCCCCUCGCUUGGCUGACAUGACGGUGCCACGCUAUGUGUCAGUGAACCCAUGCAUCCUUCCCAACUCACCGAAGUUCUCUGCUUGACAUUUUGUCUAAGAUGAAUGUUUUAAAGGUCCCGUUGGACCUACUUUCCCCCUACCAUGAGGGUUAUUUAUUGAAAAAAAGUAGCUGUAAACGUGGCAAGUUCCAGAACUGCACUUGAUGCAGCGUCUCUGUACAUCUGCUACCCAUGAUUGUCCCGAAGGGCAGGAGAGCUAGCAAUGCUGUAUGUUACAUAGGAGGAAAACUGACAAGUUUUAUCAUCAUUUUAUGGCCUCUUGCAGCACAAUGAAUGAAUUGUUUUUACAUUUCAUUUGUUUUAAACAUAAAAUUACAGAGUAAGCACUCGAAACUCAAUGAACUUCAAAUGUUAUCAGAAUUCUGGGCUGAACAUUUUAAACACCAUUGUUCCAACAAUGUGGACAGGUGUGUUUUGUGAUGAAUUUUGUGUAGCAGAGAAAUUCAAAUUUCUUCCACAGUGAGAGUCAGUGAAAAAAAUGAAAAAUGCUUCAUUGUGGCGUCAGCAACUGAUGGUUUUACUUGUGCAGUCCUGGGGCCUGGGCACUAAGUGCAAAUAGUUACGCACUAGGAGCAUACAGCGAUGUAUAAGGACAAUAAAGGUUCUCUUCGA
Branchiostoma belcheri (Belcher's lancelet) is the source of this 4345-nucleotide messenger RNA. Its product is annotated as forkhead box protein N3-like. Gene Ontology annotation, molecular function: cis-regulatory region sequence-specific DNA binding; DNA-binding transcription factor activity. Lineage: Eukaryota; Metazoa; Chordata; Leptocardii; Amphioxiformes; Branchiostomatidae. Gene Ontology annotation, cellular component: nucleus. Gene Ontology annotation, biological process: regulation of DNA-templated transcription. The record is from RefSeq and is a predicted model, not a curated record.